GUCCAACCAGGCAAUUGAGAAGAGAAUCAUUCAAGCCGGGAACGGCGUUCACAGAGAUGCUGCUCUGACGGCUAAACGAGAACAUCCAUCGUUGAGAGAAAAAACGGACGACAAUAAUAACUCCCAUACAGUUAUGGAUAAUAAUGAAUCGUGUCUACAUCUAAAUUCUUCUGUUCAGGUCUCCCACCUGAGCUCCACCCCCUCACAGCCCCUUAGCAUCAUGGUGGGCCCCCCUCACCCUCACCACCACCACCCACAUCACCAUCACCACCCCUCCGUCAUCAGCACCACCGUCAACCCCGGGCGGCCCCACCCAUCCCCCAUAGGCACCCUGGGCUCGCCAUUCAAUGGGCUGGGCGGCUCGCCGUACUCCGUCAUCACGUCGUCCUCUCUGGGCUCGCCAGGUGUCUCCAUGCCCCACACGCCCACCAUAGGCUUCAGCACGCUCUCCAGCCCACAGGUAAACUCUCUGAACAGUGUGAGCAGCAGUGAGGACAUCAAGCCUCCUCCGGGCCUGGCUGGACUGGGUCACAUGAACAGCUACGGCUGCAUGAGCCCAGGGUCCAUGUCCAAACACAUCUGUGCCAUCUGUGGGGACCGAUCCUCAGGGAAACACUAUGCCGUGUACAGCUGUGAAGGCUGUAAAGGCUUCUUCAAAAGAACCAUCAGGAAGGACCUCACUUACACGUGUCGAGACAGCAAGGAGUGCCUGAUCGAUAAGCGCCAACGCAACCGCUGCCAAUACUGUCGCUACCAGAAGUGUCUGGCCAUGGGCAUGAAGAGAGAAGCUGUGCAGGAGGAGCGUCAGCGGGGCCGAGACAAGAGUGAUAACGAGGUGGAGUCAACCAGUAGUUUCAACGGGGACAUGCCGGUCGAGAAGAUAUUGGACGCGGAGUUGGCCAUCGAACCCAAGACUGAAGCUUACAUGGAGGCCAGCACAGGCAACACUACGAACGACCCGGUCACCAACAUCUGCCAGGCAGCAGACAAGCAGCUAUUCACCCUGGUGGAGUGGGCCAAGAGGAUCCCCCACUUCUCUGAGCUGGCCUUGGACGACCAGGUCAUCUUAUUACGAGCAGGCUGGAAUGAGCUGCUCAUCGCCUCGUUCUCCCAUCGCUCUGUGACAGUGAAGGACGGGAUCCUCCUGGCCACGGGCCUCCACGUCCACCGCAGCAGCGCCCACAGCGCAGGAGUGGGCUCCAUCUUUGACAGAGUGCUGACGGAGCUGGUGUCUAAGAUGAAAGACAUGCAGAUGGACAAGACUGAGCUGGGCUGCCUCCGAGCCAUCGUCCUCUUCAACCCAGAUGCCAAGGGCCUGUCUAAUCCUACAGAGGUGGAGGCCCUGAGAGAGAAGGUGUACGCCUCGCUGGAGUCCUACACUAAACAGAGAUACCCAGAGCAGCCUGGCAGAUUUGCCAAGCUGUUGCUGCGUCUGCCUGCACUGCGCUCCAUCGGCCUCAAGUGUCUGGAGCACCUCUUCUUCUUCAAGCUGAUCGGAGAUACGCCCAUAGACACGUUCCUCAUGGAAAUGCUUGAAGCGCCGCACCAGAUCACAUGACACGAGUUGUAUCCAUUGUAAAUACCCCCUGAACCCAAUUCCCAGAUCCCCUACCCUUACCCCAGAGUGCAACUGCUAUGAAAUCAAACUUGAGAGUUCUUAACUUGCAUAUUUUGUACCAACCACAAUUAAUAAUGUGAAAAUAAAACGUUCCUAUUGGUAUUUUAAGAAAAUGCAACACUGUAAAAGGUGAAUUCUAAAGAAGGAUUUUUUUUUUUUUGUAAAUAGAAGAGUAUUAAUUAUCAGAUCUAGCAACAACUGAAUGCAACAUGAAGUCUUAUUUUAUUCAGUGAUGAAUAGUAUGAAAUACAAUGUCACUAGCAUAGAAUGUCUGUGGGAAUAAAAUACAAAAGACGAGUUUGAA
Messenger RNA from Oncorhynchus kisutch (coho salmon), 1922 nucleotides. Its product is annotated as retinoic acid receptor RXR-gamma-A. Gene Ontology annotation, cellular component: nucleus. The transcript has 10 exons. Lineage: Eukaryota; Metazoa; Chordata; Actinopteri; Salmoniformes; Salmonidae. The coding region runs from base 134 to 1558 and encodes 474 amino acids. Gene Ontology annotation, molecular function: zinc ion binding; nuclear steroid receptor activity; sequence-specific DNA binding. The record is from RefSeq and is a predicted model, not a curated record. Gene Ontology annotation, biological process: regulation of DNA-templated transcription.